AUGGCUGUCGAUCACGUCGUCAUUUUCCAAUUCAAGCCCGAAGCCAGCGCACAGGCCGUCAAGCAGUGCUGCGAUGAGAUGCUCGGCUUGAAGGAGCAGUGUCUCUUGGCAUCAACAGGCAAACCGUACAUUGUACGAUCAAAAGGCGGCAAAGACGUGUCCAUUGAGGGUCUGCAGAAUGGCUUCACCCAUAUCUUUGUUGUGGAGUUCGACUCUGUUGCCGAUAGAGACUUUUACGUCAAGGAAGACAAGGCCCAUCACGCGUUCGUUGGCAAGUGGAUUACUUCUGCCGAUUCUAUUGUUUCCAAGGCAUUGGUUAUGGACUUUGCGCCGGGGUCGUUUGAAUGA
Molecule: messenger RNA, 348 nt
Organism: Pochonia chlamydosporia 170
Lineage: Eukaryota; Fungi; Ascomycota; Sordariomycetes; Hypocreales; Clavicipitaceae
Product: stress responsive alpha-beta barrel
Exons: 3
Coding region: 1-348 (115 amino acids)
Source: RefSeq, a predicted model, not a curated record